AUGCCUUCCUUCACCAGCGUCCUCACCUCCCAUUCCACGGACUGCGAAGCCGGCCUCUCCUACUUCAAGUGCGGCACCAACGACGGCUGCUUCGCCAAGGACCCCUGCACUGGCCCCUCCGACCAGACCGCCUCGUCCUGCAACCCCAACGCCAAGGCCACCCACCUCGAGCCUUCCGUCAUCCACGACAUCUUCCCCACCCAGCCCGACCUCGCCACCGGCCCCGCCACCGGCGUCCACCUCGAGACCUACGCCGACAAGUCCCAGGUCGAGCAGGUCCUCGCCUUCACCGGUAUUCCCAAGGACGCCAAGAGCUGCAGCUUCAACUGGAAGCAGGGCGACCGCAUCGAGCGCAUCUUCAUCGCCGUCUCCUACAACUCCGUCAAGCCCUUUGACACCGCCAAGGCCGAGUUUGGCGGUGCUGACUUCACCAACUGGGACACCCUUGGCGACGACACCCACGGCGUCGGCGUCGUCGACUGCGCCGAGUCUCUCUACUUCAAGGUUGCCCUGCGCAAUGCCAAGGGCGAGACCAGCAUCUACCUCAACCAGAACGAGAGCAACGGUUACUACGUCAGCUACACCUGCUAA
This is a messenger RNA of Parascedosporium putredinis, 591 nucleotides long. NCBI's taxonomy places the organism in Eukaryota, Fungi, Ascomycota, Sordariomycetes, Microascales, Microascaceae. The record is from the annotation of a GenBank genome assembly.